Cygnus atratus (black swan) is the source of this 8709-nucleotide messenger RNA. It is a transcript of the gene PKNOX1, whose product is annotated as PBX/knotted 1 homeobox 1. The coding region runs from base 280 to 1590 and encodes 436 amino acids. The transcript is spliced from 12 exons. The record is from RefSeq and is a predicted model, not a curated record. Gene Ontology annotation, biological process: regulation of transcription by RNA polymerase II; angiogenesis. Gene Ontology annotation, molecular function: RNA polymerase II cis-regulatory region sequence-specific DNA binding; DNA-binding transcription factor activity, RNA polymerase II-specific. NCBI's taxonomy places the organism in Eukaryota, Metazoa, Chordata, Aves, Anseriformes, Anatidae.
AUGAGGCGUGCCGCGCGGCGCGCUGGCGUGUGGCUCGGCGCGGGCGGCCAUUGGCCCGGCGCGGGUGUGCGCGGUGACGCGCGGCGCGGCGGUGCGGGUCCCGAUUGCUGCAGCCGCUUGUCAGUGUGACGAAGAUUGGCACCCAGGUUCCUGUCCUGCACCGGUACGUCAGUGGGAUUCACUCUGCUGGGAUGAGAUAAUGGCGUCUUCAACCCACUGAAGGAAGGAGGGGGUUGUUCAUGCUUAUGAUGAUUUGACAUAAUUAACAUAUUCUUAACCAUGAUGGCAACACAGACAUUAAGUAUAGACAACUAUCAAGAUGGACAACAGAUGCAAGUAGUAACAGAGUUAAAAACUGAACAAGAUCCCAACUGCUCUGAAACUGAUGCAGAAGGGGUGAGUCCUGCCCCUGUAGAAUCUCAAACUCCAAUGGAUGCAGACAAGCAGGCCAUUUACAGGCACCCACUAUUUCCCUUGUUAGCACUAUUAUUUGAAAAAUGUGAACAAUCUACCCAAGGCUCAGAAGGCACAACUUCUGCAAGUUUUGAUGUAGAUAUUGAAAAUUUUGUAAGGAAGCAGGAGAAAGAAGGAAAACCCUUUUUCUGUGAAGAUCCAGAGACUGAUAAUCUGAUGGUAAAAGCAAUCCAAGUUCUACGUAUCCAUCUGCUUGAGCUAGAAAAGGUUAAUGAACUCUGCAAGGAUUUCUGUAGUCGCUACAUUGCCUGCCUGAAGACAAAAAUGAACAGUGAAACUCUAUUAAGUGGAGAACCUGGAAGUCCUUAUUCACCUGUGCAAUCUCAGCAAAUUCCAAGUGCCAUUGCAGGCACACUCAGUCCCCAAGGGAUUAUGGUGCCAGCAUCAGCAUUGCAGCAGGGAAAUGUAACUAUGGCAACAGUGGCAGGGGGGACAGUAUAUCAGCCAGUCACUGUGGUCACUCCACAAGGUCAAGUAGUGACACAAGCACUGUCGCCUGGGACUAUUCGGAUUCAGAAUUCUCAGCUUCAGUUGCAAUUAAACCAAGAUCUAGGCAUCUUGCAUCAAGAUGAUGGCUCAUCAAAAAAUAAAAGAGGAGUUCUUCCCAAGCACGCUACAAAUGUGAUGAGAUCUUGGCUUUUUCAGCACAUAGGGCAUCCAUAUCCAACAGAGGAUGAGAAGAAACAGAUUGCAGCACAAACAAAUCUGACACUACUCCAGGUUAAUAACUGGUUUAUCAACGCUAGAAGGCGAAUUCUUCAGCCAAUGCUGGAUUCCAGUUGUUCUGAAACUCCAAAAACAAAGAAGAAAACUGCUCAGAACAGACCAGUUCAGAGGUUCUGGCCUGACUCCAUUGCCUCAGGAGUUGCUCAGCAGCAAUCUAAUGAGCUCACAAUGUCAGAUGGUGCUGUUGUAACAAUUACAGCUCCAGUCAACAUGAAUGUAGACAGUCUCCAGUCCUUGUCAUCUGAUGGUGCUACUUUGGCUGUUCAGCAAGUUAUGAUGGCAGGGCAAAGUGAGGAUGAGUCUGUAGACAGCGGUGAAGAUGAUGGAGGAGAUCUCUCAACGACAAAUAUCAGUGGGCUGGUUUUGGAUAACAGCGAUUCUCUGCAGUAGGAAGCAAGAGAGUGUGACAAAACGUUUAGGAAAAAGAAUGGACUGACUGACUGUUUUUAUAGUUUGCACAGCAAACAUUUUACACAAGUUUUAUUUCUAAUAUGUUUUAUAUGUAGAUAUAGAAGGGUGCACUUUUUUGUAUUUCAUAGUAAGCUUAAAGAGUGUUUUUGCAGGUGCAGCAACUUCUUUCAAAUGUGUUUUUUCAUUUCUUUUAAUUUUCUUAUUUCAGAAAAUUAUAUCUAGUAAUAUAAAGAACCACGUAAGCACCCCUUUAUUCUCUGAAUUGGAAGUGCUGCAGUUUCUAAAGAAUUAUGCAGUUUCAAUUAGUGCUGUUAUUUAACACAGCUCUUGAUGGGCAGGUGAUGUAAAUUUGAAGCAUGUGACACUAGUGUGUGGAAAUUGAUCAUUAAGUUUGAUGCAUAUAUUUGAAAGAUGCUUCUGCACCUUAAAAACUGCUAGUCUGAGGUGGACAGCAACACACACAAAAAGAAAAUGGUGAUGUGUGAUUCGGUAGCGAAUGUAUGGCAACUUAAGUUUAGUUUCUCUCAUAGUCCGUGAGCCUGUUUAUCAUUUGCUAUAAAAACUCCUAUUUUUACCUUGCCGGGAUUAUUGGAUAAAAAAUAUUUUUAUAAAUUCAUUAGGAAUUGGGAUGACGACUGUAUUACGCAGGAGGGAAAAAAAAAAAAGAAUUUCCAGAGGGGAAAAAUAAAUGUUUAGUAUUCCUAUUUGGAAGGUCUGAAAACUGACCAAAUUUAAUAAACAAGCCUAUACUAGCGUUCUAUGAUUCUCAGCUAUCCCACAGUGAUAUAGUAUAUUUGAUAAUAGCAUAAGAAGGGCCCACUGUUUGAUGGGAUUUUGAUAUUGUCAAACAUUGAUUUAUAUUAUGUGUAAACUAAUAUUCAAAUUACAUUAACUCUGUAUCUAGACUUGUAUCUGAAGAUAUUUGCUAAAUGAGUAUUCAGGUAAGUAAAUUGAAAUGCCUACGACACUUCCAGUUAUUAGAGAAAUUUAAGAGUUUAUAGUUUGUACAUCUGAUUCUGAAAAGUGAAAAGAUAUGUACUAUACAGUCAUGAAUUCUGCUAUCACUAUUUCAUUGCAUUUGAAAUAUUUUCCCCCAAUACAAAAAGUAGUAUAAUUUAUGAAUUUCUUUAAAAUUUUUUCAAAUCUGAAGGUCACUAGCAGAAUACACAGCAGGCUUUAUUAGAGUAGAAAAUCCUUUUGUCAUUUAAAAUCUAAGAGCUAAUGAUGGAAACAUUUUUUUGUGGUAACAGUCCUUCUAUUUUUUUCCCCCAAAGUUUGGAGUCUUUCCGUUCAUCCAAGAGUGCUCACUCUUGGAACUUCAUGUUUCCCAUUGUUAAAUAGAAAUAACAGAUGCCAAGAGUCUUCACAGUAUGAUCAACGUCCUCUCUUCCUGUCCCUUUGUCCCUCUGUCGGAUUAGAUCAAAACCGGAAAUCUCUUCUUGUUUAGAUCAAAUCUAGUUGCAUUUCUAAUAUGACAGGGAAAAGGAUGUUAGGUUGUGGAAGCUUUAGACAUUGUAUUUGAGCAGAACUCUCUAGCAGAUGCAAAUAUUUAAUUGAAUACUUAAAUUUCUGUUUCACAAAAUACUCAGGCAUAUGCUUAGGUCCCAUUGAUUUUAAUGGGAUUUUAAAGCAUGUACUUUUUUAUAUGCUUAAAUGCUUGAAAGGAGGUCUUUAAAGACUAUCUUACAGGUCAUGUUUAAGUUGGUAUGAAGAAAAACUUCAGAAAGAAAUGUCUGUAACACUGGUACACAUACAAGGAGAAUGAUACUAGUUUUAAGUGACUGGUAGCUGUUUUGAAAACCUGGGCUUUACUCAUCACUAGUGAUGUUUCUGCAAUAGCUUUCAUUUAUUCAUGACUGAGGAUUUUGCUUACUAGUUCAAAGACUGUAAUGAUCUGUUCCUGCUGGAGUGUGAUAAUUUCUAAAGAAUUUUUGUUCUUCUAAGUUCUCUCCUUUGCCACUAAUGUGACAUGUUUGUGAAGAGCAUAACUUGCAAAUGACUCAUGUAAGAUUUAAUUAGGAAGAUUUUGACAAAGCAUAACUAUCCCAAAAGCUAUUGUCAAAUCCAAUUCAACCCAAAAAUACUUCUAAAAGAAAGCUAUCAUGUACAGAUCAUGCUCCUCUGGAAACAUUCAACCUACUGCUCCUACAAAGGAUACCUAAGAUGACUAGAACUGAGACACAAUUUUUUUUUUUUUUUUAAGACUCUACAAGUACUUCAUCACCCUCACAAUUUCCAUUAUGUAAUUGGCUAUGCUUUUUGAUUUCUUUGGGGGGGAUUAUUCAGCUACCCUUCUUCACGUUUAAUGGUGUGCUAAAUUUUGUAUCCUGUAGGCAGCUGAGUAAUGACUUCUCAGUAGGUACAGGGCUAUGGUCGAAUCUGUGUGGUAGAAGAACAAGUCAUUUCUCACUGUCUCCUUUCCCUCCGUGAUGAGUUAUCACUGCACAACAGCAGCACUUUCCUCACCAGCUUGAAGGUAUGCAAGGAAAUGGCUCGGCAGCAGAUGUAGGAGGGUAGCAAGUAGCCAGCACCAAAGGGAAGCAUGAACUAAACUGGGGUUUGUAGAUCAUGUGGCAAUGGGUAUUUGCGCCCGCUUUAAGACUAGCAGAACUGACCUAUGUUUAAAAUAAAAAAAGGUAUUAAAACAGCUUAAUAACUGCACAGCUGGCUGGAGUAUGUACAGUUGAUCUGCCAUCUUGAACUCAGUUAGAAACAGGCAUCAGGUUCUGCAAACUUCCAAAAGCUUAUUUUUUCAGGAAGAAAACAUUACCUGGUUAGCUUCUUCAUUCCCCCUCCCCACUCACACAUUUUACCAGAAGCUACAUGCUGAGACAUUUGUGACCUUGUCUUUAGCUGGUUGGUAAAUACCUGGAAAGUGAAGCUGAUGGAGGCUGCUAUGAAAGGGAGAAUAUGGAGUAGUUCUACUGUCAAAUUAGAAACACAAAUGUGGUCACGUCAGUUAUUAAAAUUGGAAAAGUUACCAAUAUAAUCCAAGAGAUUACUUAACAUAAGGAACUCAAACUCUUUUAAUUCGGUGAGAGUAGGGGGUAUGAGCUGCCUAGACAUGCAGCUUUCUUUUCACAAUCUGGAAGAAAACAUGCUUCCUUUUUUGCUGUGUAAGAAAGACUGCUGGUUUAAACAAAGCAUCACUAUUCUGUGGUAGUUGGAAAAAAAAAAUGUUUACAUGAGACAGUUAUGUACAAAGUUUUUAUAGGGAAUCUAACAUUAAACCCAUGUAUAAUUGCCCCUUACCCCCAAUUAAAGUUGUAUUGGUAGGCAAGAGAAGAGCUAACUUGGUUUUUAAAUUACUGCAAUUCUUAUGCAAACAUAAUUAUUGAAACUUUUUAUUUUUUCCCAAUGUAAUCUAGAUCACUAACCCAAAACAGAGUUUUCAGUCCACUUUUCCCAAGACUUCUGUGACAAGCAAGCUGAUUUGCCAUUAUUUUUUAACUUUAGAAACAACUUAAUUUAGUAAAUCAACUCCAAAUUGGUCAGUAUGUAGUUUUAAACGACUGUUCAAAAAAGAAAUGUUGGAAGACAUAAUUGAUAGGCAUGGCUCUGGCUCUGCAGAGACUUUCCUCAAUCUGGAUAUUGGGUCAAAGUGGAGUCCAGCUGACCUCAGGGAAACUCUGUAAGGGCUGCAUGUUGGGCUGCAUUUACCUACAAAGGAAUUGCUUCCCUCUUCUGGUCUAUGAUCACGAUUAGGGACCUCUUGGAGAGCCCUUCAGCUUUCUUCUGCAUGUAUGCCUAGGUUUUCUUCCAGAGGAAACCAGCGUGUGGGUGAAGGGAUUAGAAGGGAAGAACUUCAUGUGGUCCUGCUGUGCACAACGCAUCAUUUUGAUGUCAAAACAUGGCCAGAAGACAGACCCACGCUGGAGGAUUAGAGUUCCCAGUUCCUCUGUCCUAAAAGUAGCUUCAGGUUUAUGGAUCUUCUUUUGGAGCAGGGCCACAGAGACUUACUGCAUGAAUAGUAGAGCUAUUUGUUUCUCUAAUCACGUGGGGAAAAAGAAUUAGAAGGCAGUUCAGCUUCCUGACCUUAUGAACUUGACAGCCCCAAAGGGUGAAACAGUCUUUCCAAGGGAUGAUAGCUUCAUAAAACUAUUAGACUUGUAGCAGCAGUUAAAAAGAAAAUAAUGUAUUUUGAAAAGCUGAAACACAUGCAUUUAACUGUAAUUAAAGUUGAUUUAAGAUUUAUUUUCUGAAGCUGAGUUGUCCUGAGGAAAAAAAAAUGAAUAAGCAUUUGUCUAUGCAAGACAUGAAUGUCAAAAACGUUGUGUGAAUCUCCCAUUUUUAGGUGCUAUAUCGUUGUUGUCUUUCUGGCUUCUGUUACUUCGACUGAUCUUUUAAGCCUUUCAGCCUUAUAUUCAGCUUGGUUUUCAGAGUUGAAUAGGCAAGAAAUGUAGUUUUGGAAUCCUGUUGGAAAUGUAACUGAACUUCGUUCCCUCAUGAAAACCUUGCAUGUUAAACAAUUACCUGAAAUGUUUUGGUUUCCUAAGAAUAAAUUCAAACUGUCACCACCUCCUAAAACCAGAGCAUGUCUAUGACAAUGCAAGUUUAAUUGUAAUGUCAAAUCAUCAGCCGUGGGCUGAGUACUCUCAGCUCUUUACUGUUCAGGGUAGCUGGAUAGUAAGUAAAGCUGGCUGGUUUUGUCAAGCUCCCCCUCGGUGUGGAUUCCACACGCGCCCCUCCUUGGCUUGCUGAGCUCUUUCAAUUGGUUCUGGGUUGUUUAAUUUUAAGUCCUAAAGUAACUUGAUCAUCCAAUGUAAAGUGUAGUGAAAUUGGCACUAAUGUGCUCUCAAGUGAUUGCCCAAAUCAUGUUAUUUGUUCAUUCUUGUCACCUGGAAAUAUAAAAAUGUUUUUUUCUUUUUUUUCCUGUGACUCGGUUAUUUAGGACCUGCUGAGUGAUCACAGCUGUUUUUUGCCAGCGAAAAGCAAUGUGCAAGAAAGCAGUGAAAUGCCUUACCAACUUUGUAGACUACUAUAAAGAUCUUUACCUUGCGUUAAUCGAAUCCAGUGUUUUCAGAUCAUGACAGAAAUGGCCCAUAAAUCUGCCAGUGGGUUGGCAACGUUUGGUCUAUACGAUGGACAAUCUUUAAAAUGUAAACCUGAAACUUUUUUUUAGCCCUUGGUUGUUAAGAGACUUCUGAAGCAACCAAUCUAUCGAAGGAUAAAAUUAAAAAUCAGAAUGUGCUUCAUGGAUGACUUAUUUUUACACUACUGUUCUCUGUGAACUGGAAAAGCACAUUUUUAAAGCGAAGCAUUCGCAUUACUUUAGCAGUAUUGUUUGGCUGAAAGACACAGUUUUGAGAAAUCUUGAGCUAAGUUUCAAACUAUUUAACCAGUUUUUGGCCAGGGGCAGUCAGUCUUGGGCCUUUUUGUUUGUUUGGGUUUUCUUGUUCAUGCAAAUGAAGAAAAAUGUUUACUAGUCCUUAACAGUAUGGGGAUUUUUAUUAUGCUUUUGUAACGCAGGAGCAGCUUUGAUGAAAGAAAUAAUUAGCAGGUAAAUAGUCCAUAAUGUGUGUGACUUUGGGGUUUCUUUUUGUUGUUGUUUCAAAAUUGUUAAUUAAAAUGGCAUGGACAUCAAACUUUCAAUAAUGGUUCCAAGCAUAUAUGGUAUGUAUUCUUAUCUGAAAAGGAUUCUUUGGUACGAGCCCCAUGUGCUGACUUGUUUAGCUGGGUAGACUGUAACAUGUUCCUGAAAUGAUGUCCUCCUAGGUCAGGAAUCGUCAGGAAGGGAGCAGCAGCCUAAUGAUAGAUAAGAUAGCACCUCCUCUCUAGCAAGAAACUCAAACUCACUUGAUGUGCGCGUCUUACUUAGCAAACAUGAAGACAGACAGCCUUCCUUGCGUGGCUGUGCCUUGCUUGGCAGAUGUGUUCCCUUGAGUGACAGCAGGAUGGAGGUCACAGCAGGGUGUGGGCACCUUCAGAGAUUCCUGGGAAUCUCAUGGGCCACAUCAAAACUGCUCUGGUGACCAGGCCAGGGCCUUCAUCUGCUCCAUGAUCAACUGCACAACAGCUGUCUUCCUGCACUGAAGAGCAUGCAAUUCUGGGCAUAAUUGACUGUUUUCAAGAAAAAUGGUCUUUUUACACCUAUCUACUUACUCCAAAAUAUGUCCCCAAGGUGUUUUGGAUGAUAUAUUGUUCUGGAAGCGUUAAUCUGUGAUUAACUGCAUAAUGUGUGUUCUAGAUGCAGGGGUAUUUGAACAGUUCUUUGUCUGACGUUAAAAGAGUGCCUGUGAGUAGCAUAACUCCCCAUGAUAUGACGAAAUAAUUUUAACUCCACUCUUCCCAGGGAGCAAAUUUUUCCUUAUAGAGAAUAAAACAAAACCAAAAAAAAUCCAGAGGAGAUGCACUUGAAUUACAGCCAGAAGAGCAUGUUCCUAGUCUGUUGAUCUCAAAUUCCCCAGCCAGAUGAAGGCGUGACAGGGAUUGGAAACAUAAUCAUAAGUAGCUGAUUAGCAUGUUUACUUUUGUGGAGCACCUGUUUACAAAAUGCUAAUCCUUUAUUAUCCAACUUAGGGCUGUUUCUAAAUGCCCCUCUUUGUAGAAAACCAGAGCAGUAUCUUCAGUGCUAAAAGGAAGGAAAAACCACGUGUGCACUGUAAAACGAGGAUACUGCAAACAGUAUCAGAGAAGGCUGGGACACCAGGCAUUAUUUAUUCAAAAUCCAGAUUGAAAUUCGUGCAUCUUCAGAGUGCUCAAGGUAUGCAGCAUUAUGCCUGUGCUUAAGAAAAUUAAGAAAAAUUAAGAAAUUAAGAAAAUUAAGAAAAUACAACAAAACUCCACCAUUUCACUACCCUAUUAACUUCUAAGGGCAACGCGCCCAUCCUAGGUCAGGCAUGGCUUGUCUUCCUGAUGCAGCUAAGAUGUGAUCUAAAGCUUAUGGAAGAAAUUGGGGGAAAAACACGGUUAUUUAUCUUCUCUGUUGGUCUUCCGACUUUUGUGUCACCACCAGCACAAGGCAGAAGGUUCAGUCUGACGGCCUUCUGGCCAGUAUUCCUAGCAUGCUUUUUUUGCUAAAUCUAUCACUGUACCCUAAAUACAGACUGAUGCAUAUACUAAAUGUAAAUGUUGUAAUAAAAUUGAAUUCAGAGAUGA